AUGAAAAUUUUCAGUAAUGGAGCGUUGAACCAUAUUUUUAGACAUAACUUUAUCAGUGGAAGUAAUUUUCAUUAUUUAUUUCAGGUUGUUUUUACAUAUAUGAUACCUUUAAACAAUAAGUGCUAUCAAAAAAAUUUUCAAUUAAAAAGCUUUUUCAAAAGGAAAGUUUAUACUUCUACAUUUAAAAAUAAGGAGGAUAAAUGCAAAGUGAAUAUUAAUCAAAUCAGUUUAAAUGAAAAAAUCAUAAAAUUUGCAGAAUCCUUAGUAAAGAAAUACAAUGAUCUUAAGCAACAAAUGCUACUCGUGAAAGAAUUAGAUUCCAUAGAAUCACUAAAUAAAAAAAUUAUAAAUCUAGAACCUAUUACGAUUUCUUUGAAAAAAUAUCAGAAAUCCUUGCUUAUGAUUGAUAAACUCAAACAAUUAAAAUAUGAAAGCGAAGACUAUGAAAUGAUCGAACUUGCAAAAGAAGAAAUUAGAAAAGAAGAAACGUUAUUGAAAAAAUAUUAUGAUGAAUUAAAAAGAAAUCUUAUACCAAGACAUCCUCAGGAACAUCUACCAUGUAUCUUAGAAAUCCAUGCAGGCGUUGGCGGUGACGAAGCAACAUUGUUUGCAACAGAAUUGCUAAGAAUGUACCAAAAAUAUGCAAUAGCAAGAAAUUGGAAAUAUGAGAUAUUAUCAAUAAACAGAAAUGAAGGAAAUGAUGGCAUUUUAGAAGCUAUUAUGCAAUUAGACGGUCCAGGAGCAUUUGGAAAAUUAAAAAACGAGACAGGUGUUCAUAGAGUUCAGCGAAUUCCUAUCACUGAAUCUAAAGGAAGAAUUCAUACUAGUACUAUAACUGUUAAUGUUUUUCCAAAAGUUGAUCAAGACAAAAACUUUGAUAAAAUCGAAAUGAAAGAAGUAAAAAUAGAAGUAAUGAGAUCAAGAGGAGCAGGAGGACAACAUGUAAAUAAAACAGAAUCAGCAGUAAGAAUGACUCAUUUGCCUACCGGAAUAUCUGUUUCUAUGCAAGAUUCUCGUUCGCAACAUCAAAAUCGCUCAAAAGCUCUUAUAAUAUUAAAAUCCAGAGUUGCUGCCUUAAGAAGUGAAAAAAAUAUAGAGCAUAAAAGACAACAACGUAGAUCCCAAAUUCCUUCAGCUACUCGACCAGAUAAAAUUAGAACUUAUAAUUUCCCGCAAAAUAGAAUAACAGAUCAUCGCUGUGGUUAUAGUUUAUAUGAUUUAGAAGAUUGUAUGAAUGGAGGGAAUGGAUUAGAUCCAUUAUUUGAUGAGUUAGAACUAUGGGCAGAACAAAUGAAAUUAAAGAACUAUUUUUGA
Molecule: messenger RNA, 1314 nt
Organism: Pneumocystis murina B123
Lineage: Eukaryota; Fungi; Ascomycota; Pneumocystomycetes; Pneumocystales; Pneumocystaceae
Product: peptide chain release factor 1
Exons: 6
Coding region: 1-1314 (437 amino acids)
Biological process (GO): translational termination
Molecular function (GO): translation release factor activity
Source: RefSeq, a predicted model, not a curated record